Molecule: messenger RNA, 1438 nt
Organism: Homarus americanus (American lobster)
Lineage: Eukaryota; Metazoa; Arthropoda; Malacostraca; Decapoda; Nephropidae
Product: glycoprotein-N-acetylgalactosamine 3-beta-galactosyltransferase 1-like
Exons: 10
Coding region: 283-1356 (357 amino acids)
Cellular component (GO): membrane
Molecular function (GO): N-acetylgalactosaminide beta-1,3-galactosyltransferase activity
Source: RefSeq, a predicted model, not a curated record
GUUCUCAUUCAGUCCUCGGGUACUGAAACUCCAGACCUCUUAGUCCCAGGGCGAGUGUGUCAUGAACUGGUGUGUCGUAAAAUACUUAAGUAACAGUCAACGCUGAUCCAUUUACUGUUACUUAAGGUUACAGCUGCUGAAGGGUGUCUUGAAUUACAGCCAGUCCUUUACCUGUCUGCAGUUACAGUUACGUCUUAACAGUUACCACCGCCGCUGUAUGGAGCUGUAGAAAGUUGGGAGACACCAUAAUAAGGUCUCAGCCAACAAAAGAAAGCUGACAAGAUGUUGAAAGCCAAAGCAGUAAGGACGCCCCUCCUGAUGGUGAUGUCCAUGAUGGUGGGUGUUCUACUGACGUCCUUUGGUCUGACUCCCUACCAUGGUAUUUUCACUUCGAGGACAUCAAGCUCCCCCUUGACCCAUGAUGACCUGGUCGAGGUGGACAUCCCAGACGAACCACUGAAGGACCAUGAUAUUAACGAGGUCCACCAUAGAGGGGAGGACGUAGAGGCGGUCAGGUUGGCAGAGAAGGUGCGGGUGUUAUGCUGGGUGAUGACUCAGCCGGAAACCCACCAGAAGAAGGCAGUCCACGUCAAGGCCACCUGGGGGAAGCGAUGUAAUAAACUGAUCUUCAUGAGCUCACAGAAUGACAAGAGCCUUGGAGCCAUCGAUUUGGAUGUUGGUGAAGGAUAUAACUUAUUGUGGGGAAAGACAAAAGCCGCCUUCAAGUACAUCUAUGACCACUACCUUGACGAUUACGAGUGGGUUUUCAAGGCUGACGACGACACGUACACCAUAAUGGAGAAUAUGCGUUAUAUGUUGUCAGCCUACGACCCUGAUUACCCCAUCUACUUUGGCUCAAGGUUCAAGAAGUUCAGCAAACAGGGAUACAUGAGUGGAGGCGGUGGAUAUGUGUUAAGCAGGGAGGCAGUAACACAGUUUGUGGAGGUGGCGCUGCCAAAUAAGACACUGUGUAAGAGACAUAACACAGGCGCCGAGGAUGCCGAGAUGGGAAAAUGUCUGGAUAAAAUCGGUGUUUUGGCUGGUGACUCCCGAGACAGUCUGGGGCGAGGACGCUUCUUCCCCUUCACCCCCGUCACACACCUCUUUAACCAAGUCCCUAGCUGGUAUCUGGACUAUGUGUACUAUAAACCUGACACGGGACUAACCUGCUGCUCGGACACGGCCAUCACCUUCCACUAUAUGGACAUUAACAAGAUGUAUGAGUUUGAGUACCUGCUGUAUCACCUGAGGCCCUAUGGCAUCCAGCACCACGACCCGAUACCCGCCCCGCUGCCUCCAGACCUCAAUAGUAUUCCCCGCCAGAUACUUGAGCGUCGCGGUAAAACGGAUGCCUAAAGUUAACACGCCACUACAAUACCAAAGACGAGUCAAUACUUAAUUAUUAUUAUUAUUAUUAUUAUUAUUAUUAUUAUUAUUA